Molecule: messenger RNA, 654 nt
Organism: Penicillium robsamsonii
Lineage: Eukaryota; Fungi; Ascomycota; Eurotiomycetes; Eurotiales; Aspergillaceae
Product: class I SAM-dependent methyltransferase
Exons: 3
Coding region: 1-654 (217 amino acids)
Molecular function (GO): methyltransferase activity
Source: RefSeq, a predicted model, not a curated record
AUGUUACUUGAAGGGGAGCUCUACAACGCCCCUGUAAUCUCAUCGCCACAGAACAUUCUUGACCUGGGAACCGGAACAGGCAUCUGGGUUAUGGACAUUGCUGAGUACAUGAAAUACUCCAUCCUCUAUUUUUGUAUGCCAGGAAGACUGACUCUGAAUUUUGGAAGAUUUCCUAACGCCCACGUCAUUAAGAAUGACAUCAGUCCUAUCCAGCCCAGUUGGAUGGCCCCAAAUAUCGAGUCCAUCGUGGAGCACUUUGAAAGCGAAUGGAAGCACGAACAAAACCACUUUGACGUUAUCGAUGCACGAUACCUGGCAGGAUGCGUGGCCGACUGGUCUAAGUUUAUGAGCCGGACCCACGACCACGUCAAACCCCGUGGCUACCUUGAAUCACACGAGAGAGCCAUGUCAGCCCGGAGGGGCGAUGAAUUUCUCAAGGAAACUUCCGCGCCCAUGGAAUGGCUGCAAGCUGCCAAUUCCGCCGGGGAAAGAUUGGAGAGCUGGAUGAUUGAAGCGGGCUUUGAGUACGUCAGCUUGUCGGUCUACAAUCCGCCGUUCUCGCCCUGGCCGCGAGAUCAAGUUGUAGCAAGCCAUCGAUUCCUAUUCGCUGCGCUUGUACACGCAGGUUCUGGGCUGAGGUUCGGAUGCGGAUAA